This is a messenger RNA of Trichomycterus rosablanca, 811 nucleotides long. RefSeq names its product microsomal glutathione S-transferase 1.1 (gene mgst1.1). The coding region runs from base 107 to 568 and encodes 153 amino acids. Gene Ontology annotation, cellular component: mitochondrion; membrane. The transcript is spliced from 4 exons. NCBI's taxonomy places the organism in Eukaryota, Metazoa, Chordata, Actinopteri, Siluriformes, Trichomycteridae. Gene Ontology annotation, molecular function: glutathione transferase activity. The record is from RefSeq and is a predicted model, not a curated record.
GACACGCCCACAAACUGGACUUGACCACAGAAAAAGAGUGAAAGUGUGCCGUUGCAAGUGCACGUUCAAGGUUAACAGUAAAUUGUGAGACUUCUAAAAAGUGAAAAUGGCAGAAGCGGUGAACCUAACUGGCAGCGAUGUGUUCUUGGCCUUCACCACCUAUGCCACCAUUGUCAUCCUCAAAAUGAUGUUAAUGGCUCCCCUGACUGCAUACUAUCGUCUAAGUAAAAAGGUGUUCGCCAACAUGGAAGACACUUUUGGCUCUGCAGAGGAAAGAAAGAUGAUGAUUAGGGUGGAUCCAGAUGUUGAGAGAGUACGGAGAUGCCAUCUGAAUGAUCUGGAGAACAUAGUUCCUUUUGUAUUAGUUGGUCUGCUUUAUGCUCUGACUGGACCUGACCUCUCCACUGCUCUACUGCACUUCCGCCUGUUUGUGGGUUCACGCUUGGUGCACACAGUGGUGUAUGUGAUGGCACUACCACAGCCCAGCAGGGCUUUAGUUUUUAUUUUGGGUUUGGGUACUACUUUCUCCAUGGCAUUUCAUGUCCUUGCCAAGGUGUUUUACCUAUAAACAUUGGGUUUAAUGUGAAAUGAUAAAUGAAUAAACACUUGUGUAAAUGUGAAGCACUGAAUACUGAACUGGCAUCACCACUUAGGUACUCAGUACUACAUUCUAUUCUUACACUGGUAAACUAUAUGGUAAAGGUAAAAUCUUAUUGAUUCCUGUUGUCAUUUAAAGUGAAGUGUAAAAAUCCAGUACAUUCUGGAGGGUUUAAGUAAAUGAUGACAUUAAUUAAAAUGGUUUUAAACUAAA